Messenger RNA from Oncorhynchus gorbuscha (pink salmon), 6779 nucleotides. Its product is annotated as LIM domain only protein 7-like. The record is from RefSeq and is a predicted model, not a curated record. Gene Ontology annotation, biological process: regulation of signaling; regulation of cell adhesion. Gene Ontology annotation, molecular function: protein binding. NCBI's taxonomy places the organism in Eukaryota, Metazoa, Chordata, Actinopteri, Salmoniformes, Salmonidae.
CUGUCUGUCUGUCUGUCUGUCUGUCUGUCUGUCUGUCUGUCUGUCUGUCUGUCUGUCUGUCUGUCUGUCUGUCUGUCUGUCUGUCUGUCUCUGACAAUUUCUCUUCUUUAAAUCAGAUUUUAAACUUACUCCUAACCUACCCCUAACCUUAACCACCCUGCUUACCUUAUGCAUAACCCAAACCUCAGAUGAAGACCCAAAAAGCACAUUUUUGUAGCCGUAUUUGGACUUUGUGGCUGUGGAAUAUGACUUUGUGGCUGUGUUAUUCAGUGGAACUCCUUCUCCUUCACUGAAGACAGCGACGUGAGCAGCGAAGGCCGCGUUAUGACUCCGUGACGCCCCCUGGUGUUCAGUAAAGAGAAACACCGUCAGCUGCAGAACAGGACGACGUUUCAAACAUCAGGAAACGCCCACUUUAGUUUAUUGCACGUGUCAAUAAUGUUUGGUAUCAAGUGACCCCUUGCGAGGCGCGCGGAAGUCAAUUAACGGCAAUCGUUCUCCGGUGAGCAGAGUUUAGAUUUUCAAGUAUCGCAGCUGAAGUUUGACGCAGAAUAAAAGUCCCUUGUCUGUUUUGAGGCCUGUGUGGUGAGAUGGAGUGGCGAGAACAGACCAGUGUGACCUGUGAAGACGCCUUCACCGAGGCUCAACGGUGGAUGGAGGAAGUGACAAAUAAAUCAUUCGGAAGCAACAACUUCCGCUCUGCUCUGGAGAAUGGAGUCCUGCUCUGCCAUCUAAUCAACCAGUUGAAACCAGGCCUUAUUAAGAGGGUGAACACGCUGUCUACUCCAAUGGCCGGACUGGACAAUGUGAAUGUGUUUCUGAGAGCGUGUGGGACACUCGGUCUACACGAGGCUCAGCUGUUUCAUCCUGGAGACCUGCAGGACCUGUCCACACGCGCCACACUCAGGUGUGCAGAGAGCAAAAGGAGGCUGAAAAACGUUCUAAUCACCAUCUACUGGCUGGGUCGGAAGGCCCAGGCGGAUCCCUUCUACUCUGGCCCUCAGCUCAACCUCAAAGCAUUCGAGGGACUACUGGGCAUCGCUCUGUCCAAGGCUCUAGAAGAAACCCCCAGAGGCAGUAUAACAGACAGGGACUACAGUGAUGUGAUCUACCCAGAGAGGGAUGAUGAGCUGCUGCCUCUAACCCGGUCCCAGACACCCGGCUACAGCAGAGAGGACUCCGUAGAGAGCUUGAACUCGGCCCUGAGCUUUGACUCGGCGGAGUCCCGUACCCUCAGCUAUAUCUCUGACUCCAUCCUGAGGGCCGGCAGCGAAGACUCCAGCAGUGACGUGGAGGCGGAGAACUCUUUUAGGAUGAAGGCGACGGAGGGCAGAGAAUCGGGACUGAGGAACUGGGGCAACGUACCUGCACCCUUCCAUAGGAAGACGCGUGAGGAAAACCGAUUUAAGGGCUGCCUCCCGAGCCCCCUCACCAGCGACAGCGACUCAGACGCCGACCGGCCCCAGCCUGACGUCGUCGUGGACGACCUGGCCAGUCGACGGUUCCGCUCCCCUUCACCAGCCGCGCCCACAAAUUUUGCGGUACCCAUGAGCCCGCAGGGCACGUUGAGGCUGUGGACUGGAAGCCCUCGCCUGUUUAGGAUUGACUCCCCUCCCAGACACACCGCAGUGUUCUCUCCCAGGUCAGACAGAGAGAGGCGUUCGUGUUUAAUGGCUUUACAUCAGCGUUCUGAUUGUCAUCACGCUAACGGCUACAGCAGUACUGCAGCGUCUCCGUUUCCUCCCAACCCGUUCCACGACCCCCCGUCUUCCAUCACCCCCACCCUCUUCUCCGAGGUGGAGCGCUCCAUCGACGAGGAACUCCUCGUGAUGGAGCUAUGUGAGGAAGACUCUGAGGAGGGGCGAGAGGAUCCUGACCCUGUCAAAGAUGAUCUGUACGCUCGGCGGUUGGAACUAGCCCUCCACCAGACGACCUCCAACCCUGGCUACAACCGCUUCCUGCCCCGCUAUUGGACUCCCGAGGAGGAGGUGCACGUCAGGACCAUCAGGCUGGGCUCACAGAGGAGACCCUGGUACCACAAGAUGUACAGAUUGAGGUCUGGAUCUGUCCCGUUACUGUGGGAUGUGGCUGGGCCUGUCCUGAGGAACCUCUGGGAGCCUGUCCUGAGGAACCUCUGGGAGCCUGUCCUGAGGAACCUCUGGGAGCCUGUCCUGAGGAACCUCUGGGAGCCUGUCCUGAGGAACCUCUGGGAGCCUGUCCUGAGGAACCUCUGGGAGCCUGUCCUGAGGAACCUCUGGGAGCCUGUCCUGAGGAACCUCUGGGAGCCUGUCCUGAGGAACCUCUGGGAGCCUGUCCUGAGGAACCUCUGGGAGCCUGUCCUGAGGAACCUCUGGGAGCCUGUCCUAAACUUGGAGGUAAACCCAGGAUGGAUAUGGAGCAAAUCAUUGAAUGACAUCAGGCGGUUCCCGUCGCCCACGCAAGUGGUGCGCCAGGUUUCUGAGGGUGGCAUGGAGCUGAGCCCCAGCGCUGUGAGCCAAGACCAGCUGCAGAUGGUCAGAGCCCGGGUCCACGAGAGUGAGGCAAAGUGGCACAACGACCUGACCAAGUGGAAGCUCCGGCGGCACAGGUCUAACUGUGACCUGCGGAGGAAGAUGCAGGAGAGGGACAACAUCGUCCUGAUGGCCAACGCAGGGGUCGGUACAGUCGGGACAUUCAAGAGUCUGCAAGAGGACAGGGAAGAGGAUGAGGAGUCCCUAUGCAGCAAUGGCCACAAGGUCUCUCCGCCCACCUCGUUCAAGGAGGGUUCCCUGGUGUUCCGACCCCACACCAGAGCCCCCACCUCUGUAAGUGAGGGUUCCCUGGUGCUACGACCCCACACCAGAGCUCCACUGGCCCUCAGCUCCUCCGUGGAGUCACCCUACAGCCCCGUAGCGUCGGAACCCUUAACCGCCCCCAGCGUGACCCUCCAGGGACCCGGAGCCGUGCCCCAAUCAGAGCCCCUCGUCCUAGGGGGGAGGAGUCACACACCGGUGGAGCCAGACGGAGCUGGAGGAUUAGUCACUUUCCCCAACUCUGCGUCUCCCAUCUCCUCCCAGACCAUCUCUAGCCCAGCUCUCUUCAUCUCAACUGGACGAGACCACAACGUCUCCUUGCUCUCAAACGGGAUCCCGACGACCCUCCCUGGAUCUAGCUCCAGUCUUACUAUUGGUACCAGUUCUUCUCUAACUACCUCUGACCCGGUGAGCGGUACCGGCUCUAACCUAACCAGCGGUACCGGCUCUAACCUAACCAGCGGUACCGGCUCUAACCUAACCAGCGGUACCGGCUCUAACCUAACCAGCGGUACCGGCUCUAACCUGACCAGCGGUACCGGCUCUAACCUGGCCAGCGGUACCGGCUCUAACCUGACCAGCGGUACCGGCUCUAACCUGGCCAGCGGUACCGGCUCUAACCUGACCAGCGGUACCGGCUCUAACCUGACCAGCGGUACCGGCUCUAACCUGGCCAGCGGUACCGGCUCUAACCUGGCCAGCGGUACCGGCUCUAACCUGGCCAGGUGUACCGGCUCUAACCUGGCCAGCGGUACCGGCUCUAACCUGGCCAGCGGUACCGGCUCUAACCUGGCCAGCGGUACCGGCUCUAACCUGGCCAGCGGUACCGGCUCUAACCUGGCCAGCGGUACCGGCUCUAACCUGGCCAGCGGUACCGGCUCUAACCUGGCCAGCGGUACCGGCUCUAACCUGGCCAGCGGUACCGGCUCUAACCUGGCCAGCGGUACCGGCUCCAACCUGGCCAGCGGUACCGGCUCUAACCUGACCAGCGGUAUCGGCUCCUGUGCCUCCAUGGACAUCCCAGAACACGCCCUCAUCUCCACUGUAGAGUCCCUGACCUCGGUGGGAGCCUCGGGUCAUGUCUCAGCUCCCCAACAGCAGGAGUUUUCCCUCUACAGGUACAGCUCCAGGGCUCUGGGAGGAAGAGGAAGAGGGGCAUCUGCCUCUCUCCCCAGGGGAUACCGCCGGUCUGAGGGCUCUUCGUCCUGCCUCUCUGCCGGCUUCACCCCCCGACCGUUUGGAGCCAAGUCCUCCAGAGUGUCCUCACUACCCAGGCUCUACAAUUUGGAGAAGACUGCUCCCACCCGCCCCCAGAAAAUGGUCACUAUCUCAGAGGUUGCUGUCAGGGCUCAGCCCUGGGCCACAGCCAUUCGGAGCAGUGUGAACCAGGAAGUAGAGGAGGGUGGGAGUCAGACCCAGCCCUCCAUCCUGAAGACCAGAGUGGUUCCUGGACCUGCCACCCACCCCAAACCCAGCCAGAAGGGACCCUUACCCCCUUCUCUCCUGCCCAGCCUUCCUGUCUCAGUCAGACAGAAUGGCUCUGCACAGGUACGUCACAGUGACAGAGUGAGUCUCACCUUGAAGAUUAACAGUCGACCACACUUUGGUUUCAACACUCACUGGGACUCGACAGGAGCGAGAGUCGGAGGCAUCCAACCAGGUAGUCCUGCAGAGUUGUGCCAGCUCCGUGCAGGUGAUGAGAUAGUGUCUGUUGGUGGGCACAGGGUGGCAGAGAUGAGCCACAGCCAGUGGAAGGGCAUGAUGACCUCUGCCCUGCAGAAAGGCAGUCUCACCAUGGAUGUACAGCGCUAUGGUAACAACGGUCCAACUGAUACCAGUGGAGAUGCAACGAUGGUGAAACUGGCCAACGGACAAGAGGUGCUGACCUCUAAGAGCAGGAAGGGAGGUUUUCAGGACGAUCCACUGACUGUCAGAAGUAAAGAACAUGAUCUGAUUGUUUUGAAAACCCAGAAAAGGAGAGCAGAGUUCUUUAAUCAGGAAGUAAAACCACUUAGCCUGGAACCACACUGCGUAAGGAGGAUCGGCGUCGGAACGAUAUCUGAUCUCCAGGUGCCUGUCCCUCAGCACCUCCCCUCCAGUUGGUCCUGGGACCCUGAGGAAGAGAGGAGGAGGCAGGAGAAGUGGCAGGAGGAGCAGGAGCGCCUCCUACAGGAGAAGUACCGUCAGGACCAGGAGAGACUGGAUGCUGAGUGGCAACAGGCCCAGGAGGAGGCAGGGGUGGAGGGAUACAGGCAGGCUGAGGUGACCCCUGAUCAUCUACCGUCCAGAUGCAUCGUGGGAUAUGUAGUCCCUUGUGUCAAAUCAUCCACACCGAACAUGGAGAGCUCAGGAGAGAUGACCAAUGGGAUCGCUGGCCUUGCCAGUCCUCAGCCAGCCUUGAGCCAGCCCAUGCCCUCUGUUGCCCAUGUGGCAUCCAAUGAAAAGGAGGUUGUUUUUGACGGGAGAAGAAGGGAGGAGCCUCGUCCUCAAGAAGGGAGGAACCUGGAAGAGGAGACUGAAGUGGCAGAAGGAGAUAAUUGGUCUGGGGACUCCUAUGGUUUCACCCAGCUAUCUAUCGCUGACAGGAUGAAAUCCAAGUCCUCCCCAUCGUUGGAGGGUUUCCACAGACAGGAGGUGAAAGGCGCUACCAGGGAGGUCGCUAGGAGGAAGCCUCCUCAGAGCAUGUCGUUAGUAGAGGCUGAGAGGCAACAGAUCCUGGACGAGAUGAGGAAGAGGACCGCUCUGCUGACCGACAACAGCUGGAUACGACAACGCUCCACCUCUGACAACAAACAACCAACCAACCGGCGAGGGCCUCUGAGGAGGUACGACUCUCUGGACAACCUUCCCUCUUCCACCACCCUGCUCUCUAACCCCCAACGCCCCCACUCCUCCCUGGGUUUCUCCGCCCCGUACCGCCCCCCCUCCUCCCGGCACAGCAUGGGUGUGGCCCUGGGGGGUCACUCCAACGGGACCCAGAAGCACAGCCCUACCUGGCCCCGCCCCUUCAGCACAUCUUCCCCCCCGCCCGACACCGGAGAGGAACCCGCCACCGGCGAAUCACGACCCGUCUCACAGCAGCACCGUCGAGUGCUGACUUCUCGUCAGGUGUGUUCAGUGUGUGUGUGUCCUAUGGGCAGAGGGGCUGCCAUGGUCAUUGAGACCCUGAACCUCUGCUUCCACCUGGCCUGUUUUCAGUGUGUGGACUGCAGGUGCCGACUCGGAGGGUCAGAGGUCAGAGCCCAGAUCAGAAUCAGCAAUGGGAAGCCUUACUGUGACCCCUGCUACAUCCGACUCAAGUCCCACCUUGCCACCUCCCUGUGACCAGAAUGCAUUGCAGCAGAUUGAGGAAGAGACGACGACGACGACAUCAACCUCAAACACGACGGUGGAGAUCUUGACUAUGACCUCGUGUUGACCACGUAUUUAGAGCUGGUUGACCUUUAUUUUUAGGGAACAAUGUACCGAUUUAUACUAUUGGGUUGUGACUCAAAUGGCUUCCUAUUCCCUACAUAGUGCACUACUACCCAUAGGGCUCUGGUCAAAAGUAGUGCAUUAUUUAGGGAAUAGGGGGCAGUUUGGGACAUGUCGCAAAGAUGCAGUUUUGGCGUUCUUUCUAGUUAAUUAACUACUGUACAUGUCCACAUACCCUAUGUCUCUGACUAAGAUGCAGUUUUGGCGUUCUUCCUAGUUAAUUAACUACUCUAUUUGUCCGUAGCUUUUAAUAUGCAAUCGAUGGCUAUCCACAACAAUAGCUGGACACGUGUAGUUAAGAGCUAUAAGGGAGUUUUAAAUCACAGUUGUACUUGGGAUUUGUUUUUUUCUUGUUGAUGAAGUAAAUUGAUAAAUGAGGCUCUAUUAAAUGAAUCUAAUAAAUGUGAGUGUUAUAUUGGAGAUACUUCUCUAUUGUUUUUUUCUUGUUGAUGAAGUAAAUUGAUAAAUGAGGCUCUAUUAAAUGAAUCUAAUAAAUGUGAGUGUUGUAUUGGA